AAACAUCUGGUAUCUUUUUUUUUUUUGGGGGUGUCGACACAUUCAAUUAUAUCACCCCUUUGUGACCCUUACCUUCCUUCCACUUCCGCCGCCCGUAGGUCGUCGCUGCAUCAAGUUUCCGUCCGUUCAUUCUCAAGUUAGUUUCCUUCCAAUUCUACCUCUCUUUUUUUUUUUUUUAAUUUCUCUUAUUUUUCCUUAUUCGAAUAUACCCUUACGAGAGAGAGAGAUCGAUCCGUCUCCGCCUCUCCUUCCGUGAUUCAAGAUCUCUCGUGAUAUAGUUUAAAAGCCGAAGCAAUGGUUGAUUUAGAUGACUUGCUUUUGGAAGCUGCUGGGAGAACAAACGCAGCUCCUCCUUCUAGGUCCCGUCCUCCUUCGAGGAGACGUGAAGGUUCUUACUCCGAUGGUGGCAGCGAUUCAAACUCUGAUGCAGAUUGUGGCUAUCCAUCAAGUAGAAAGCCUUCUGCUUCUCAAGUUCCUUUAAAGAAGAGACUAGAGGCAGAGAGAGAUGCCACAUCUGAUCCUGAAGGUGUCAGCAGCGACGACGAGGACUCUGAUUUCGGUGACGACCUUUACAAGAACGAGGAGGACAGGCAGAAGCUUGCUGGGAUGACUGAGUUUCAGAGGGAGAUGAUUCUCGCCGAACGCGCUGACAAGAAAGGUGACAAGAGCUUCACUGAGAAGCUUAGGUCCAAGAGGGAAAACGACAAGACAACCACCACCCCUGUUUCCCUAAAGAACACUCACCCUCCUCCUGCCUCUCGCGGUGUUCGCUCUUCUGCUAGAUCUGCUGACAGAGCCGCUGCAAAGGAUGAUGCUUUGAACGAGCUGAGGGCUAAGCGUAUGAAGCAGCAGCAGGACCCUGCUGCUCUCAGGAAGCUCAGGGAUGCAUCCAAAGGUGGUUCAGGUAGCAGAGAUUUCUCCUCGAUGAAGAGGAAACAUUUAGCUAGCUCAAGUGAUAGUGAUAGGUCUCAGAGUGACGAUGAAGGCUCCAAUGGAGGAAUGGUCGACAGUGAUGACGACAGGUCAGAUGUGCCUACGUAUGAGGAUAUUAAGGAGAUUACUAUUAGGCGGUCUAAGCUUGCUAAAUGGUUUAUGGAGCCUUUCUUUGAGGAGCUCAUCGUUGGUUGCUUUGUGAGAGUUGGGAUUGGAAGGUCGAAGAGUGGUCCCAUUUACAGACUCUGCAUGGUGAAGAAUGUUGAUGCAGCUGAUCCGGACAAGGCGUACAAGCUAGAGAACAAGACUACACACAAGUACCUUAACGUGUUCUGGGGUAAUGAAACCUCUGCUGCUCGUUGGCAAAUGGCGAUGAUCUCAGAUGGGCAUCCUGUGGAGGAAGAGUACAGGCAAUGGAUCAGAGAGGUUGAGAGAACAAAUGGUCGCCUGCCUUCAAAGGAAGAUGUAUCAGAGAAGAAGGAAGCGAUCAAAAGAAUCAACAGCUUUGUCUACUCGGCGGAGACUGUUAAGCAGAUGUUGCAGGAGAAAAAAUCAGCCUCGGUGAGGCCGAUGAAUAUUGCAGCAGAGAAAGAUCGGCUUAGAAAAGAUUUGGAGAUUGCGGAGAGCAAAAACGAUAGAGCUGGUGUAGAGAGGAUCAAAGCUAAGAUCAAGCAGCUCGAUGCCUCACGGAAUAAGAAAGGUGUAGAUAAAAAAGCACUCAAACUCUUCGAGAUGAACAAGAAGAACAGAGCCGAGAAUUUCAAGAACGCAUCAGAGGUGAAAUCAAUCACUGCUAGUCUCAAGGCUGGUGAAGCUGGGUAUGAUCCGUUUUCAAGGAGGUGGACACGCUCAUCAAACUACUACAAUGGUAAAAACAGUGGGAAAGACGGAGGAGAGAACGAAGCCGCAGCUGCAGCAGCAGCAGCGGUUGAGGCCAAUGAAGCAGAUGCAGGCGGUGUUGAAGCGACAGAAGCAGCUUUAGAAGCGGCUGCAGAGGCAGGGAAGCUGAUAGACACAAGAGCUCCAAUAGGUCAAGGAGCGGAACACAAUCUGAUGCAUAACUUUGAGUUGCCUUUAUCCUUAACGGCAUUGCAGAAGUAUGGAGGACCUCAGGGAGUACAGAAAGCAUUCAUGGCGAGGAAACAGGUGACAGAAGCAACAGUGGGAUGCAGGGUUGUUGAGAACGAUGGUAAGAGACAUGGACUUACGUUAACUGUUAGUGAUUACAAGAGAAGGAGAGGUCUUCUCUGAUUAUUGGAUUAUGUCUCUCAAGGUCUUUUCAGUGUUUCAUCAUCUUCUUGUUAAAACUGCUGCUUGAUUUUCUUUCUUUUUGUUUGUACUCAAAAUGCUUAGAGCAAUUUGUUUUUUUUUUCCCUAAAAUACUUUUGUAUUUGUUUCUUAUGUGAACUCUCCUGAUUAGUGUAUGACUGCAUGAGAUUAGAAAUCAAGUUUGAUGCCAGUCUUGAAUUUAGAUGGCUCAGAAGA
Brassica napus (rape) is the source of this 2418-nucleotide messenger RNA. RefSeq names its product protein RTF1 homolog. Bases 295 to 2184 code for a protein of 629 amino acids. Lineage: Eukaryota; Viridiplantae; Streptophyta; Magnoliopsida; Brassicales; Brassicaceae. The record is from RefSeq and is a predicted model, not a curated record. The transcript is spliced from 2 exons. Gene Ontology annotation, cellular component: Cdc73/Paf1 complex. Gene Ontology annotation, molecular function: RNA polymerase II C-terminal domain phosphoserine binding; DNA binding.